AAUGUCUCAAUCAUUACCUAUUCAUGCUGAAUAACGCAAGUUAUUUGUUUUGUAAUAAGUCAAUGCACUUGAAACUCUCUUUUAGAAGUGGAUCAGCUCCAACAAUCUGAAUGAAGAACAUAACCUAUCCUCAUAAAUCGAAGAGUAAGUCACUUAAAGUUAAACAGCCACAUAUAUUUCUCACUUUUAAGGUUUCUUAACUUACCUACGUUAACUGAAUAAUGAUGAAUUAGAGUGCCACACAAUUAAAUCUCUUUAAUAGCACUUCGACUACAUGUAAUAGGUUCUAGAGAAUGAAGUUAAACUCUAUUAAUAACGAUAAAUUCUCAAGGAUCAAAAUCAAUAGGACAAUAAGAAGGGCCAUAAGUUUUCAAAAAAAUCUAACAUUAUUCUCAAAGGAUGGUUAUAUAAGCAUUUUUCAUACCCUUACCCAACAAAAGAAUAAACAAUUCAAUUAGCUGAGAAGUGCAAUCUUACAUGCAAAUAGGUAGCCUUUUUAUUUAACAAUUAGAUUUAAAUUUGGUUCAUAAAUGCAAGAGGAAGGAUUGCCAAUAAAACUUAUGAAGAAAAGAAAUUUAAAAAUAUUGUUAAAUAUAAAUACUUAUCAAUAAAUAAAGUAUAAGAGAAACCAAGAGAAUGA
Messenger RNA from Paramecium pentaurelia, 640 nucleotides. NCBI's taxonomy places the organism in Eukaryota, Ciliophora, Oligohymenophorea, Peniculida, Parameciidae. The record is from the annotation of a GenBank genome assembly.